AUCACGCUAGCUUCAAACAUCAGCAGACGAGGAUUCUCGCUCUGUCGGCUUGCGCGUCGUGCCUUUCCCUCAUUGUGGCGUCAUUGUUUGGCUUAUCGACUCAUCGGUGGAGUGAUUUGCUUGUCGGACAGUCACUGCCUUUCCACCGGUAAGCACUCGCACGCGAGAUGAACGUCCGAACGACACACUCACUCACUCACUGCGCCAUGAUGUCACAGUGGUGGUCUUCAGGCGUCGUGUGGGCUGCCGUGAGGCCAGCGGGCGGCAGCAUGAGCAGCACAUCGGCAUCAGCUGCUGCAGGUGGGCUGACUGACUCACUGAGUGGGAGAGAGAGGAAGGGGCUCACUUGUGUGUGUGUGUGUUGGCCAGGUGGUGGUGGAUAUAGAAAUGAAUCUGCAGUCAAUGACAUCAAUCGCAGCGCCACACAGAGUGACGGGCUGCCGGUGAACCAUCAAGCCAUCACAGCCACACAGACCAGAGAGCGCCACAGCGUGUCGGUGUGCUCAUAGUGAUGUUGUGUCUGUGCCUGUCUGCCUGCCUUUGCAGCUGUCCUCUGGUCUGUUGGCGCAGCUGUCGGACAUCAAAGCUCAGCUAGCCGUUGCCGUGUUGGACUCAAAGGUGAGAGGACAGCACAGAGGGCGGGAGAGGGCGGAUGACUUAUGUGUGUGUGUGUGGUGUGUGCAGUGUGUCAAGAAGAUGGGCAUCAGUGACACGAUCGACUACCUCAUUCAGAAGGUCGUUAGUCAGCGCAUAGCUGACCUGCCUCCAUGUGACACUGUGUGGUCUGUGGCUGUGUGCAGGGGUCUGUUGGCGAGAGGCGCCUGCCGAUGGUGGAAGCGGCCGCGUCAGAGAUCUCCGGUGCGCUAGGCAGCCUCCAGAAUGGACUCAAACGACUCAACGGCGCGGCACUGGUACACACACACAUCUACUGUCGAUCCUUCGACUGGUGAAUGAGUGCAUGUGUCUUCUCCUGCCCGUGUGUGUGUGUGUGUGUGUCAGCUGGAGGGCCACUCCAAGAACUUCGCAUUUGUCCCUCCAGACGCCAAGAAGACCACCAGAGAGACCACUGACACACACAAGAAGGUACGGCCGCUGCACCGUGAAGCCAUCAUGACGGCCAAAAGUAUCAGCGCAUGUGUGUAUGGUUUGAUGUGUGCAGGAUAGUGUUGCAGACAGCACACCCGGUGUGCCCGAGUCGUCAAGUGCUGCGGCCCCGCCCUUCUUGCCCGGUCUGUCCCUGCCCACCGACGUCCUCCGCGACGUAUUCCUGCCCCUCAUCAGCCCACACAACACAAUCGCCCUCUGCCGCACAUCCGAGACGGUCGGCAGCGCACUCGAGGCCGCCCUGGUCGACGACAUCGACAGCAUCAUCCAACGCGACGGACUCAGAGGCGUCAUCGGCUACGCCCCGAUGCGUCAGUCGACCAGCGUCCGUCGUCUGGUGCGUCGGCUGCGGCUGAUCCGCCUCCACUAUGUGAUGGUGACGGGGGGCGACUGGCGGGGCAACGUGCCGGUGCUGCGGAUGGCCAAGAGCUGUGGACGAGUGCAGCAGCUGCCCAUCGAGCUGACGGGUGACGACCUGCACCACGUGGGCAGCAAGGCCGUCAUCGACAGCCGCCCGCCCAGCAUGCGCCAGUACAGCCUCUUCAGCCACCGACAAUGGGACAACAGGAUGGGGCUGACGCGCGAUGCCGACGGGCGGGACUACCUGUGCGAGUGUAUGGCUUGGUGGGAGGUGACGGUGUACACCGAGCAGACGGUGCCGGAUGAGUAUCGAGAUCGAUUCGACGCCGCCGAUCCCCCGUGCCGACGUGAGAGAGAGAGGGCAAAGCACCACAGGAGAGGCAACUUGACAUGGAUGGUGUCUGCCGCUGUGUGUCUGUGUGUCUGCAGACGGUGGUGGCGAGUACAUCAGCUUCAGAGGACUGAUCAUUGAAGGGUAUUCAGCGACUGAAAUGAGAGAAUAAACAGCACAGCAAUGUGUUAUCUUGUCUGUCUGUCUUUCCGCUGCCUGCUCUUUCAGGAUGGCCGGGCUGUCGUCGUGUCAUGUGUCGCAUUGGUCCUGGGAUGCGCCCUCUGCCGAGUACAAUCGCAUCUCCGACCUGGUGGCCCAGCAGUCGCCCCUGUGGGGCGGCUGCCGCACCAUCGACUACAACAUCGGCGGCCCCUCCCGCCGAUUCGUCAUACUCUGUGGCGACGAGGAGGGCGACGAGUUUGCGGCAUACAUCGAGAUGGCCAAGUGGCCUGACGGGUGGACAGACAUCAUCCUCUACACCAGCGAUGCGCGCCGGCAGGGCGUCAGUGGCCCUGCUGCUUUCCCCCAGGCAGUGGCCAUCGCCCACAGCAAGACUGGCGACGACAUCGCAUUACUCCCAAUGGUCAACGAGGCCAUCAACACAGGUACUUAAGGCACGAGAACACCAGAUGAGUCCAACACAAAAGUGAUAGUGUCUCUUGUUUCAUGACUGCAGCUGGCGGGUUGGCGUCGAGGUGACUGAGGUGGACUUGGACGGCGGCACACACGAAGACAUCGGAAGAAGCUGUCGUGCAGUGGGGCGGCAGAGGGGAGGCCGCGAGAUGGACCGACCGGGCUGCCUGUGCUGCAUCCAUGCGGUGUGUGUGGUGUGUUGGAAUCCCUGCCUUCUUCCUUCCUCGUGUGUCGAUGUGGUGCGUUUAUCUCUGUCUGUUUGGAUGGACGUACACCGCAUGAACCGACUGGGUGAGUGACCGGA
This is a messenger RNA of Vitrella brassicaformis, 2732 nucleotides long. Lineage: Eukaryota; Vitrellaceae. The record is from the annotation of a GenBank genome assembly.